Molecule: messenger RNA, 3041 nt
Organism: Durio zibethinus
Lineage: Eukaryota; Viridiplantae; Streptophyta; Magnoliopsida; Malvales; Malvaceae
Source: RefSeq, a predicted model, not a curated record
CUACCAAUGUUGAAUAAAAGCACAAACCAAAAAGCCAUUCACAAGGACAAAUCAUACACUACAUAACCCAAAGUUUGAUUCCAUUCAUUUUUUUUCCCUCACCACCUUUUCAUUCAUGUGUUCAUCUAGAACCAUCAACAUGCAGCUAAACCGGCUUUGCUUCAUUUCACCAGCUGAUUUCGAUGAAAUCGCCCCCUUGGAGUAUCCCAAAGUUGAUAAACCUGCCAAAAAGGAGGUCAAGAAACAUCCAUACCGUGACUGUGGAAGUCAGUUUCUUGCUUUCAUUGGUAAUGCCUUGCGCCGGUUCUACUACUCGAGAUGGGUUCAUUUUUGUCACCAUGAUGUGCCAAGGAAACAGCAACCAAGUGUGUUUCAUGACCUGGAAGGUGUUCAGAUGUCGGAGAAGGUUGGUGCAGAGAAUCCAAGGAUUUUUAGUUAUGCUGAGCUUUAUAUAGGUUCUAAUGGCUUUAGUGAAGAUGAAAUUCUUGGAAGUGGGGGUUUUGGGAAAGUGUACAAAGCAGUUUUGCCUAGUGACGGAACAGUGGUUGCUGUGAAAUGUUUGGCAGAGAAAGGGGAGAGAUUUGAGAAGACCUUUGCGGCUGAAUUGGUGGCUGUGGCUCAUCUACGCCAUAGAAAUCUUGUUCGGUUAAGGGGUUGGUGUGUACAUGAAGACCAGUUGCUCCUGGUUUACGACUACAUGCCCAAUCGAACAUGGGCGCCUCCGUUGAACUGGGAGCGCAGGAGGAAAAUUGUCGGAGGCCUGGCAGCUGCAUUGUUUUAUCUCCAUGAACAAUUGGAAACUCAAAUCAUACACCGGGAUGUAAAAACAAGCAACGUGAUGCUUGACUCGAACUAUAAUGCACGGCUAGGUGACUUUGGCUUGGCACGGUGGCUUGAACAUGAACUCGAGUACCAAAUCAAGACACCAGCAACAAAAAGACACCAGUUUCGGUUGGCUGACACAACAAGGAUUGGUGGCACAAUUGGGUAUCUCCCACCAGAGAGCUUCCAGAAACGAAGUGUGGCAACUGCAAAAUCUGAUGUCUUCAGUUUUGGGAUUGUUGUGUUAGAGGUGGUUUCUGGAAGGCGUGCUGUGGACCUUACAUUUCCAGAUGAGCAAAUCAUUUUGCUUGACUGGAUCCGUAGGCUGUCUGAUGGAAGAAGGCUUUUACAUGCAGGGGAUGCUCGACUUACAGACGGAUCUUGCAGGCUUGCUGAUAUGGAGCGGUUCCUUCACAUAGGACUCCUCUGCACCCUCCAUAAUCCGCUAUUGAGGCCUAAUAUGAAAUGGGUUGUGGAAGUGCUUUCUGGAAACAUUUCUGGCAAACUGCCAGCUUUGCCUUCAUUUGAGUCACACCCUUUAUACAUCUCAUUGUCAUCCCCAUCCAACACCAGUGAAAGCAAGAACAACAGCAGUAGCAGGUCCCCCACCAGCACCAGCAGCACCAACACAACAGUCACAUUUGCUUCAUCAAACUAUGUCACUGCCACUGAAGAAACUUUAUAUGCAACCGCUGAAUUUGGAAUCAAUGGUUUCAGCUUAUCUAACAACAGCAGUCGCCGACCAACAAAUUUCUUUAUGGUUGAAACUCCAAGAGAAAUACCCUUCAAGGAAAUCAUUUCUGCUACUAACAAUUUCGCAGAAUCACGAAGGGUAGCAGAGGUCGACUUUGGAACAGCCUACCAAGGUUUCCUUGACAACCGUCAUCACGUUCUUGUGAAGAGACUUGGCAUGACUAAAUGCCCUGCAUUGCGAACACGAUUUUCAAGUGAACUCCAAAACUUAGCAAGGCUCCGCCAUCGUAAUCUGGUACAACUCCGUGGAUGGUGCACUGAACAAGGAGAGAUGCUUGUUGUAUAUGAUUAUUCAGCAAAUCAAUUGUUGAGUCACCUCCUUUUCCAUCACAAUAACAGAAUUGGCAGCAGUAUUUUGCGAUGGCAACACAGAUACAGCAUUAUCAAAUCCCUUGCUUCUGCCAUUCUUUAUCUUCAUGAGGAAUGGGAUGAACAAGUUAUCCAUAGGAACAUUACCUCUUCAGCCAUCAUUCUCGAUCCUGAGAUGAACCCACGGCUUAGUAGUUUUGCUCUUGCUGAAUUCUUGGCAAGAAAUGAUCACGACCAUCAUGCAGCUACCAACAAGAACAAAUCAGUUCGUGGAAUUUUUGGUUACAUGUCACCAGAAUAUAUGGAAUCUGGAGAAGCAACCCCGAUGGCAGAUGUUUAUAGCUUUGGAGUGGUGGUGCUUGAGGUGGUUAGUGGACAUAUGGCAGCUGACUUUAGGCGGCCUGAGGUAUUAUUGGUGAAAUGGGUCCACAACUUUGAGACACGGAGAAGGUCAUUCGAGGAACUGGUUGAUAUUAGGUUGAAUGGGGAAUACAAUAAUGAAGAACUGUUGAGACUGACAAAACUAGGAAUUGCCUGCACACGGUCUGACCCGGAAUUAAGGCCUACCAUGAGGCAGAUUGUGAGCAUACUUGAUGGGAAUGACAAAAGCUUCAUGGAACAACGGCAAAGGAAGGAGGGUAGGAAAGAAUGGAAACAGAGAAAUGCUUCUUCUUUGUCAUUGGUUAGGAGAAUCCAUGCUCUGGGAAUACAUUGAAACUCACUGAGUAACAUAAAAGAGAGGCAAGUUGAUAGCAGUUAUGUUUUCAAUGACAAUUUUCCUUUCAAUUAAUGUAUAAUACUGAAGGUAGUAUGUAAAACAAGAGUGAGGAGUGUUUUUGGAUGUGUCUAUCUUGACAAAUGAGAUGAAAAUGUUGUACGGUAUAGCACUGGUGACUUAUAGUUUCUUGCCAUAUCCACUGCCAUGAACGUCUCAUACAUGGUAAUCACAAUACAAUUCAGCUGGAUCAGGAAAUAGAUUAGAGAGACGGAACCAAAAAACAAUCAGUAUUAAUUUAUUGCUUUAAUAGGGCAUCUCGAGUUUGUAUCAUUUGAAAGAAAACUGUUAUGAUAUACGGCAGGAUACAGCGACAACAGUUUGACUAAUACUUCGGAUUUCAUAGCUAUAUGAGAAAAUCUUUAAUCUGACCUCAUUCCAG